Cucurbita pepo subsp. pepo (vegetable marrow) is the source of this 2312-nucleotide messenger RNA. RefSeq lists its product as uncharacterized. NCBI's taxonomy places the organism in Eukaryota, Viridiplantae, Streptophyta, Magnoliopsida, Cucurbitales, Cucurbitaceae. Gene Ontology annotation, biological process: mRNA processing. Gene Ontology annotation, molecular function: RNA binding. Gene Ontology annotation, cellular component: nucleus. The record is from RefSeq and is a predicted model, not a curated record.
GUGCUUCACUCGCGGAUUAUUGAGAGCUCCAAGCCAACCAAUAGUUCCUCUCCCAGAAACCCCUUAAAAAACCCUAGAUUUUUCAAUUGAUCGAAAUUUCGUCCCGUCUAGCUCCGCUGAUUGCGUUUUCCAACACAAGUUCCGGCGAGAUCUUUCGUUUCGCGGGUCCGGUGAAUUUCUAAAGAUUCGAUGGACUUCGACGAGUACGACUACUUGGAGAAAGCUGUGGAGGAUCAGGAUGAUAAGGAGACGAAGAAGGCAAAGAAGGGCGAGAGUGAGAGGAGCGAGAAAAUCACCAGGAAAAGAGAGGUAGACGAAGAAGCUGGCUCUGGUGGUCGUGAGGACGAGGAGCUGAAGGUCAAGAGGUCGAGAAGUGAGCAUGAAAAUGGGAAGGAGGAUAGGGAUCCGUCGGGCCGAGGGAGGGAUCGGCAUCGGAGAGAUAGAGAGGAAGAAACGGAUGGGGGAAAAGAGAGGGAUAGAGAAAGGAACCGUGGGAGAGAUAGGGGUAGCAGUGAGAAGGAAAGGGAUAGAGACAGAGAUAGGGAGGAGAGAGAUAGAGACAGACAUAAGGAGAAAGAGAGGGAGAGAGACAAGGAUAGAAGGGAUAAGGAGAGAGAUAGGGAAAGGCAUAAGGAGAAGGACAGAGAGAGAGAGAGGGAUAGGAAGGACAAGGAGAGGGAGAGGGAGAAGGAGAAAGAGAGAGAAAGAAGAGAAAGGGAAAAGAGGGAGCGGGAGAGAGAAGAGGAAAGAUCCCGGCGAAGCAGGAGUCGGUCUGUUCGGGAGCGAGAACGCGAAGUUGAUGUCAGAGAAAACAGGAGGAUGAAGGACAAGAAAGACAUGGUGGAGCCAGAGGCUGAUCCAGAGAGGGAUCAAAGAACUGUAUUUGCCUAUCAGAUGCCUUUGAAGGCCACCGAGAGAGAUGUUUACGAAUUCUUUUCAAAAGCUGGAAAGGUUAGAGAUGUGCGGCUGAUCAUGGACAGGAAUUCUAGACGGUCAAAAGGAGUUGGGUAUGUUGAAUUUUAUGAUGCGAUGUCUGUGCCCAUGGCUAUUGCUAUCUCUGGUCAACUACUCCUCGGUCAACCGGUGAUGGUUAAACCUUCAGAAGCUGAAAAGAAUCUUGUUCAAUCAAAUACGUCUGGUGCGUCUGGUGCAGGGCCGUAUGGAGCUGUAGACAGGAAACUUUAUGUUGGAAAUCUACAUUUUAACAUGACCGAGACUCACCUUAGAGAGAUUUUUGAAGCAUUUGGUCCUGUGGAGCUUGUGCAACUACCUCUUGACCUUGAGUCAGGUCACUGCAAGGGUUUUGGAUUUGUUCAAUUUGCUCAUCUAGAGCAUGCAAAGGCAGCUCAAAGCUUGAAUGGGAAAUUAGAAAUUGCUGGCCGAAUUAUCAAGGUUUCAUCUGUAACAGACCACAUUGGAGCACAAGAAAGUGUUGCAAAAUCAAAUGACCUUGAUGAUGAUGAGGGGGGUGGUCUGGCAUUGAAUGCUCAAUCAAGAGCUCUGCUUAUGCAGAAGCUUGACCGUACUGGUAUUGCUACUAGUAUUGCAGGAUCUCUUGGAGCUCCAGUGUUGAAUGGGUCAGCCCCAAAUCAGAGAUCUACGACCAGCUUGCCUCUAAAUGGUCAAGCUGCAGUUGUUGCACCAGUACUUCCUGCAAAUUUUACUCCACCAGUUUUACAAUCUGUUGGAAGUCCUAGUGAAUGUUUACUACUGAAAAACAUGUUUGAUCCAUCUUCGGAGACCGCACCAGACUUUGACUUGGAAAUCAAAGAAGAUGUUGAAGAGGAGUGUUCUAAAUAUGGUCGCGUUAAACAUAUAUAUGUGGAUAAAAACAGCACCGGAUGUGUGUAUCUGCAAUAUGAUACUAUGGAAGCUGCUAUAAAUGCUCAACGUGCAAUGCACAUGAGAUGGUUUGCAGGCCGACAGAUAUCGGUCUUGUUCAUGCAACCUCAGGUGUAUGAAGCCAAGUUUAUAGGAGCUUGAAUACUCUAUUUGCUGUUCUCAUCAUUUAGGAGUAAAUCAGAAGAUUCCUCUAGCCAUCCCUGCUUUAUAUUCUUUCUUGGAUGCUGCCCCGUCAAUGUCUAAUGGCUCCACUUUCUGUAAUAGGUGCUCAUAGAAGUCACAGGUUAAAAUCGAGUCGAUUAUCUUCAUAGAAAAAAACGAAAACGUUGUGUUGUUUUUGGUGUGGAUAUGGUACCUAUUCUUGAUUUCUGCACUAAUACAUUAUUGUCAAGCGAAUACUUUUUGUUGGCUUGGAUGGAUGCAUAUAAGUGUUGACUUGCAAUGCAUUUUGCAGAACUGCCGCUGAAACA